GGAGGAGGAGAUACGUGUAGCUCGCUUAGCAUUAGCAUCGGGUAGCUAGGCGGAGGCGCAACAAGCCCAGCGCAGCCCCAAAAAUAAGUGCAAUAUCGCGCUUCGUUUGUGGAUUCGGUGGACGUCGUUAGUAGUUUUUAUCCCCGCGGCGGCACUCUAACUUGGACGAAGUCACAAAACUGGUGAUGGUGCGGUUGUGUUUGCAGCGCAAACCGGCUGUGUGAAGAUGGUUUUAAGAGAAGCGGUGCUGGAGGACUCAGGAACACUCCACUGGCCUGCAGCAGACUCAUAAACACACCGAAGAUUUACACACAGAGCAACGUGCCGUGAGAAAGGACACGCACGGACACUAAUCACUGAAAGGUUGACAAAACUUUCAAGGUCCUCCAGUGGUGUGAGAUUACUUUUUCUUGCCUGUGACCCCCUCUACAUCACCAAAAUGCCAAGUUCAACGAUUCGACGCCAGAUGAAGAACAUGGUGAACAAUUACUCUGAUGCAGAGAAGAAGGUCAGAGAGGCCACUUCCAACGACCCCUGGGGUCCAUCCUCUUCCCUCAUGUCAGAGAUUGCAGAUCUUACGUACAACGUGGUGGCCUUUAGCGAAAUCAUGAGUAUGAUAUGGAAGCGGCUCAACGACCACGGGAAAAACUGGCGUCACGUCUACAAAGCUCUCACUCUACUUGAUUACCUGAUCAAGACGGGUUCGGAGCGAGUAGCCCUGCAAUGCAAGGAGAAUAUCUUUGCCAUCCAGACCCUAAAGGAUUUCCAGUACAUCGACCGAGAUGGAAAGGACCAGGGCAUAAACGUGCGGGAGAAGAGCAAGCAGCUUGUCGUUCUCCUCAAAGAUGAGGACCGUCUCAAAGGCGAGAGGUCUCAGGCUUUGAAGACAAAGGAGAGAAUGGCCCAAGUCUCCACUGGGAGCAGUCAGAUGGGUUUUGGACGGGGUUCAUCUCAGCCCAACCUUUCUACUUCCUACAGCGAAGAGUAUGGCCGCUCAGAGGGGUCUCCUGCAUCCUACCAUGGCUCCACAUCUCCCAAUGCGGGUUCAGAGCUGGAGCAAGCCAGGCCCCAGACAAGUGGCGAAGAAGAGCUUCAGCUGCAGCUGGCUCUGGCCAUGAGCCGGGAAGCUGCAGAGCAGGAGGAGCGUAUACGGAGGGGGGAUGAUCUGCGACUACAAAUGGCCUUAGAGGAGAGCAAGAAGGAAGGUCCUGGCUCUGCAAAACUACCCAAGAAGAAGAAAGAGCCACAGUCUUCCUUGAUGGACCUUAUGGAUGUUCCUGAGCCAGGUGCCAGUGGAGACCCCUGGGGUGGAGUCAGGCCUGCGCCUGGCGCAGAAUCGGUUGAUCCCUGGCAGCCAUAUGUUUCUCAGCCCAAGCCUGCUGCCCCAGUGGACCCGUGGGGAGCCCCUCCCUCUGUACCGCCGAUCAAGAGCAGUGAUCCCUGGGCGUCAAACUCAGCCCCCGCCUCUGAUCCCUGGGGAUCUGCCGCCACUCGACCCAAGGCCUCGAACACAGGUAGUUUUGACCUGUUCACGUCCUCCAAUGGUACGUCUAAAGAGGACUUCUCAGAGUUUGACAGCCUGCGCUCCUCCUCCUCUGUCCCUACUGGUGAUGGUGGCAUUCCUUCUUCCGUUCCAUCCCAAGCAAGCCUCGCCAGCAGCGGCAGCCUGGACCUCUUUGACCCGCUGCCCACAUCUGCUUCCACCACCACAAACCCAACGAGAAAAACUCCAGAGUCUUUCCUGGGUCCCAACGCUGCCCUGGUCAACCUGGAUUCUCUGGUGACCAAACCGGCCCAGCCGGCGCCAGUGGUCAACCCUUUCUUGGCUUCCACAGGUGGCGUCGCUCCAGCUCCAGCCGCUCAUGCCAAUCCAUUCCAGGUGAGCCAGCCGGCGCCCCCCACCCUCAACCAGAUGAGGGUGAGCCCCAUGCCGUCUGGCUUCGCCAUGGGGGAGCCCAUGCCCCUGGCCACCAUGGCGGCCCAGCCCAUCGCCAUGGUCCCCUUGGCAGGGAUGGCUCCCAUGGGGCACCUGGUGCCCGGGAUGGGCGCGGCCUCCAUGUCCAUGCCUCAGCCGCUGAUGAGCAUGCCCCCCACGGCCGGGCAGCAGGCCAGCGGAACCACCAACCCCUUCCUUUUGUGAGGGCUGCUGGGCCUCUCUUCCAGACCAAAAGGUGUGUCCACCUUAACCCCGUGACCCCGCCCGACCAGCCCGUCUCCGACGCUACAAGCUGCCUAUCCUGUGUGAUGAUUGUACCAGCAGAGAUGCUGCAGUGACGGGACUGACAGUACUAACGCCAGGAUCUUAUCUCUCUCUUCACUAGAGCUAAUCUUUUUUAAGCCCUUUUAGCAAGCGUGUGUGUGAGAGCGUGUGUGUGUGUUAGUCCUUUUACACUGUGUCUGUUCCAGUGGAGUGAAGCGCCCACUGUGGAUGCUAGGUGUGUUUCCACUCCACUGCCUGUGUGCGUGUUACUAAGCAGGGAUUUUGCACAUGACUUGGGCUUCUUCUCUCUCUGUUGGGCUCACCGUGACACCUUAGCGCAGGGGAGGACUGAUGGUGCUGCAGCCACCCUCAGCACCACAAACCCAACGUCUGACCUGUUGUCAGACCAGCGUGACUCUUCUCUGACGGCAUCAGUAUUGUGAUACAGUGUUGUCUGCGUCAGGGGUCAAAGGGAAGGUCAGGAAAGGGCCAAAUUAAAGCAACACUCAUUGAUCAUCUAGAAUCUCUAAAUCUCAUCCCCACCCCACGUGAGCGCUGUCACACUCCUGGACUGGUUCCAGUCCCACCAGUGGAACAAACAGCUGCAACCUUUGUUUUUGUUUUUCAUUAUUUACUCGUUGUAUGUAAAUCCAUAGCCGUUCUGAAGGCGUGUGCUAGUGAACCCACGUGUCACCUUGACCCUACUUUGUGUCUUAGGUUCACCGAAGUCCUGGCAAUUUGCUCAUCUGUUCUUAUCGCUCUGGGACUCUGUGUUACUUUUAAAGUGUAUCUUUCAUAGCUAUGUUUUGUUCCUGGAGCGGAAGUGGAGCAGUUACAUCUGGUGGCGCUGGCGUUUGAGAGACUCUACCCAGCAGCACGGGACGUUUCUCACUCAGCUGCUCCACACACACAUGUUCAUGAACCCAAUUGGAACCAUCUAAAAUUGACAGGACAAAAUGAAACCUCACAUGGAAUAUACUUGCUCUGGAGCUGCUGAGGUGACCUCACAUGGCAGACGCCCGUUUGUUCAUUCAUGUACUAGAGCUCUCAAGCUGAUGAAGCUCCUUGCGAGGCAGUGGCAACUUGUGGCGAGCAAACGGGCUUUCUCCCCACUAGAAAUAUGCAACUGACUGUAAGUGUUGAACAAGGAACAACGUAUUGUUACUUCAGACAUCACCUGCCUUGAUCGUAGCUGAAGCAUUUAAAGAACAAACCCUGAGCUGUUGUGCUUCUUUGUAUCGCUUUUAUCACCAGAACUAACUCUGUACAUCCUUCUGGGAGCAGGCUGCUUUUUUUUUUAAAAUCAGAGACCAUCUGUUGGCAUUAUAACUGUAUAAAAUAAUUUAUCAUUUGUACUAUUGUAACAUACUGUUCUUCUGUAUACCUUUUGUUAUCUGUGUAAUGGGUUGUUUUGUAGGCAAAGUCACCGUGGUAUUUUAAUGGCAUCUUUUAACAAAUGGAACGCGGCAGGACACCCCCUGCUGGAGGACAAGUGUAGCUGCAUUUGGUUCUAAAUAAAAGUUAUCACUACAGCUGAGGCUCGUGGUCCUU
Molecule: messenger RNA, 3751 nt
Organism: Synchiropus splendidus (mandarinfish)
Lineage: Eukaryota; Metazoa; Chordata; Actinopteri; Syngnathiformes; Callionymidae
Gene: epn2
Product: epsin 2
Exons: 10
Coding region: 440-2140 (566 amino acids)
Biological process (GO): endocytosis
Cellular component (GO): endosome; clathrin vesicle coat; plasma membrane
Molecular function (GO): phospholipid binding; clathrin binding
Source: RefSeq, a predicted model, not a curated record